AUGGCUUCUCAGAUGAAAAUUGAACGCAUGAUCCACGAAGAGGGCUCUGGCGUAAACUUUGGAGCUCACAUCUCCAAUGUGGAUUUGGAAAGCGCAUCAGACACCGACAUUACUAUUCUUGCAGAGGCCUUCUACAAGUACCAGGUCCUGGUGCUGAAGAACCAGCAGAUUUUGUCACCACGAGCCCAGUACGAAUUCACCGAACGUCUCAACUCGGCUGCUUCAAUGGGCCACGGCAAUAAGCACAACCCCAAGAGAUUCCUCUUGAGCCCGGACCUCAACACUGUUCCCCAUCAACCACAGGUACAGAUCAUCGGCAACGGCUUCGUGCCCGAGCACCAAGGUGCGAAAAAUCUCAGACUGCAAUAUCCACAUCAUCGCUCGUCGCACCCCACCACCAUUGCUGACGAAGACGACGUGGAAUUCACUCGCUUCUACCGCUGGCACAUCGAUGCCGCUCUGUACGACGAUGCGCCUCCUGUUGCCACGACUAUUCUGGCCGUCACGCUGCCCAAGAGACGCAUGCAGACGGUGCGCUACGACGACGGCACAGGGGACGAACUGUCAGUUCCACUCGGUACAAUUGCGUUUGCUAAGGACAAGGCAUUUGUCCGAUCAACGAGGGUCGAGUAUGCUGCUCAUCCGUACAUCUGGAUGGGUCGAGCCAAGUCGCAUCCCACAGGUCUGGGCCUCAUCUCUGAGGGCAAAGAGCUGGACGACGAACAACUGCCGCCUGUCGAUCCAACCUCGAUCCAGAUCCUCCCCAUGUGCUGGCGAAACCCCGUCACGAACCGUCUUGCGCUUCAGGUCCACGCAGCUGUUGCACGGCGGCUGCAUCUUGCGAACGGUGAAGUGAUUGAUGACUUGGAACGAGUUCGUGACAUCUUGUAUCGGCUGCAGAGACCUGGAAUUGCACCACAGUUAGUGUAUGCGCAUGACUGGGAAGAGGGGGACUUUGUGAUUUUCCACAAUCGGGGCCUUCAGCACUCGAUUGUCGGAUCGCUGGCGGAAGAUGAAGUCAGAAUAAUGAGGCAAUGUAUUAUCGCGGGGACUGAGAUGCCUGAGGGGCCAGAGGAAGUUGUGUUGUAG
This is a messenger RNA of Trichoderma harzianum CBS 226.95, 1089 nucleotides long. RefSeq lists its product as hypothetical. Gene Ontology annotation, molecular function: oxidoreductase activity. The transcript is spliced from 3 exons. The record is from RefSeq and is a predicted model, not a curated record. The coding region runs from base 1 to 1089 and encodes 362 amino acids. Lineage: Eukaryota; Fungi; Ascomycota; Sordariomycetes; Hypocreales; Hypocreaceae.